GAUAGUGACGAAGCUUUUGGCGAAAGCGACGAAGAGAGAUUUGAGGGAUACGCAUUUCGUGGUAGUAGUAGCACACAAGCUAAAAAGAUGCGGCAAAGGAAAACCAAAAACGACCAGGAACUGACUUUGGAUGAAGAGGACGAGAUGGAAGAGGAUAGUGAUGAUAGUCUUGGCGAGGAUGCUGUUGAUCUUGCCACUAUGCUAGACAACUACGAGGAUAGCGGAGAUGAGAAGCCUGCCGUCAGAGGGAAGAAGCGUCAUACUGAGGAGGCCUUUGAUGGGUUUUCGAAUGAAUCCGACCAGGAGGAUGACGGGCCUUCCGACAUAUCGUUAUCAGACGCAGAAGGCGAAACAGAAGAUCCUCAACAGCUCCGUAGACUUCAAGAUCUCAUCUCCUCGAUGACACCAGCCGAGGAAGCAGCGGAACGGAAAAGAAAAGGCUAUGAUGCCCUCGAAGCAUCAGCGCCAUCAGACUCAGCAACGAUUGGUUCAGGGAAGAUCGACCUGGCGGAUCUGAUUCCCGCGACGGCAGGCUCCAAGUUGAGACAAGCUGCAAAAAUCUUGCGAGAUGAUGUGAAGGCUUCGAAGCGAAACGGUAUACCCGCCAAAGUCGAAGUCCCACUACCCAAACGACAGCAGGACAAAUUAGACCGCAUUGCAGCCAACAAAAAGACCAAAGAGACACUUGAACGAUGGACCGAUACAGUGCAACGAAAUCGUCAAGCGGAGCAUCUCUCCUUUCCACUCAAGCAUGGUGAUGAAACUGAGCUCGAGGGUAGUCGGCGAUUCCUCCCCACGACCAAACCACAGAAUGAUCUGGAAAGUAACAUUCAAAAUAUCUUACUCCAGAGCGGCCUGAUGAAACAGAAUGGUCAGACGGAUGAAGACAAGAUUCGCCAAUUCGAAGAACUGGAAACGAAAAAGCUGCCACAGGAAGAAGUCGAGGCCCGACGCGCCGAAUUACGCAAAGCUCGAGAACUGCUCUUCCGCGAAGAAGUUCGUGCGAAACGUAUCAAGAAGAUCAAAAGCAAGUCCUAUCGUCGAGUGCACCGAAAAGAGCGUGAGAGACUGGAACAGAAGGAGCGUGCUAUGCUUGAGGCCGAGAGAGUCGACUUGGAAGAGGAGGAGCGCGAAUUAAAUGACCGCCGCCGUGCAGAAGAGCGCAUGGGCGCCAAGCAUCGCGAGAGCAAAUGGGCUAAAGGUGUGAAAAAGAGCGGUAAAGCAGCUUGGGACGAUGAUGCUAGGGAUGGAGUGACUGAGAUGGCCCGUCGGAAUGAGGAGCUGCGCAAGCGCAUGUCAGGCAAAGACGUACGGAAUGAAAACGAAGCCGAUUCCGAUGUCAGUAGCGGCGAUGAUGAGAGCGAAGUCGAAGACGAAGAAGAGCGCCAGGCCCGUAAGAUUGGGCGCCAGCUGCAGCGCGUAUCUGCUCAAGAUGUUCCAGAUGGUCCCGGUUCGAAGCUUGCCAACAUGGCUUUUAUGA
Molecule: messenger RNA, 1480 nt
Organism: Pseudovirgaria hyperparasitica
Lineage: Eukaryota; Fungi; Ascomycota; Dothideomycetes; Acrospermales; Acrospermaceae
Product: Utp14-domain-containing protein
Exons: 1
Biological process (GO): rRNA processing
Cellular component (GO): small-subunit processome; nucleolus
Source: RefSeq, a predicted model, not a curated record